AUGCCGUAUAAUAUUGCUAUGGUUUGCGACUUCUUUUUCCCUCAGCCAGGAGGCAUUGAAUUGCAUAUUUACCAACUUUCACAAAAAUUACUUGAUCGAGGCCAUAAAGUUAUUAUUAUUACACAUGCGUAUAAUAAUCGUACAGGGAUUCGAUAUUUAUGUAAUGGAGUGAAAGCUUACUAUGUUCCAUUUUUUGUAAUAUAUAGAGAGUCAACAUUUCCUUUAAUUUAUUCAUUUUUUCCUUUAUUUAGAAACAUUGUCAUUAGGGAAGAGAUAAAUAUUAUUCAUGGACAUGCUUCUUUGUCGUCUUUUUGUCAUGAAGCUAUUUUACAUGCUAGAACUAUGGGUAUUCGAACAUGUUUUACAGAUCAUUCAUUGUUUGGAUUUGCAGAUGCAGUAUCUAUUUUUACAAAUAAGCUUUUGAAGUUUACAUUAAGUGAUAUUGAUCAUGUAAUAUGUGUUUCUCAUACAGGUAAAGAAAAUACAGUUCUUAGAGCAGCAUUAGAUCCACACAUGGUUAGUGUGAUACCUAAUGCUAUUGUAGCGGAAAAUUUUCGUCCUGAUUCUAGUAAAGCAUCGAAAGAUACAAUAACAAUUGUUGUUGUUUCGCGGCUAUUUUAUAAUAAAGGAAUUGAUCUUUUAAUUGCAACAAUACCUCGAAUUUGUUCGUUGUAUUCAAAUGUUAAAUUUAUUAUUGCUGGAUCUGGUCCUAAAGCAAUAGAUAUAGAACAAAUGAGGGAAAAAAAUAUGCUUCAGGAUAGAGUUGAAAUGCUUGGUUCUAUCCGUCAUGAAGAUGUUAGAAAUAUCAUGGUCCGAGGACAUAUAUAUCUUCAUCCUAGUCUCACAGAAGCAUUUGGGACAGUAUUAGUAGAAGCUGCAAGCUGUGGUCUCUACGUUGUAUGCACGCGUGUAGGGGGUGUUCCUGAGGUUUUACCACCUCAUAUGACUAUUUUUUCAGAGCCAGAAGAAGAUGAUCUUGUUUCUGCAACUUCCCGUGCUAUUGAUGCAUUAAGGGAGAAACGUAUUCGCACUGAUACAUUUCAUAAUGAAAUUAAGACAAUGUAUUCAUGGUCUGAUGUAGCAGAAAGGACUGAACAUGUUUAUGAUCGCAUAUGUUCAGCUGAUGUUCAUCCUUUAAUUGACAGAUUAAAAAAAUAUUAUGGUUGCGGCAUGUGGGCUGGAAAGCUUUUUUGUUUUCUUGUUGCAACAGACUAUUUAUUACUCUUUGUUUUGCGUUGGAUUUUACCAGAUGCAAAUAUAGAUAAAGUUAAACCAUUUUUAUUAAAAAAAAAAAAAAAUCCUCUGGUUAGGAAUAACAUAUAAUAUUUAGGUAAU
This is a messenger RNA of Pneumocystis jirovecii RU7, 1335 nucleotides long. RefSeq names its product phosphatidylinositol N-acetylglucosaminyltransferase gpi3 subunit. Gene Ontology annotation, cellular component: glycosylphosphatidylinositol-N-acetylglucosaminyltransferase (GPI-GnT) complex. Gene Ontology annotation, molecular function: phosphatidylinositol N-acetylglucosaminyltransferase activity. Lineage: Eukaryota; Fungi; Ascomycota; Pneumocystomycetes; Pneumocystales; Pneumocystaceae. The transcript has 8 exons. Gene Ontology annotation, biological process: GPI anchor biosynthetic process. The coding region runs from base 1 to 1323 and encodes 440 amino acids. The record is from RefSeq and is a predicted model, not a curated record.